This is a messenger RNA of Mauremys reevesii (Reeves's turtle), 1000 nucleotides long. RefSeq lists its product as uncharacterized. Gene Ontology annotation, biological process: neurotransmitter receptor transport, endosome to postsynaptic membrane; neurotransmitter receptor transport postsynaptic membrane to endosome. The transcript has 7 exons. Gene Ontology annotation, cellular component: postsynaptic density; postsynaptic membrane; adherens junction. The coding region runs from base 1 to 957 and encodes 318 amino acids. The record is from RefSeq and is a predicted model, not a curated record. Lineage: Eukaryota; Metazoa; Chordata; Testudines; Geoemydidae. Gene Ontology annotation, molecular function: protein binding.
AUGUUUAACGUCAGUAAGCAUACCAAAAAUUACCAUGUGUAUCGAGAAAUAGUGGAUAAACUUGCAGCAUUGGGGACCAGAGACUCUGUUAAGUGGCUUCCCAAGUCUCCUAAACUCUACAGUGGCCAUAACUGGAGCUCGCAGAGCUCUCGCUGGUCCUCAUUAAAGGGAAGAGAGAGUUUUCAUGAUGGCAAUGUGUAUAAAUUCAGCUCCGGCAAUGACAAAUGGAAGGAAGGGAGAGUCAGUCCUGAGCAAGAAGCAGAGGAACUGGAGGAUCCUGAUGAGGAUGAGCCGAUAUCCAAGUUUUCUGGCAGUCUUUUUGAUACUGAUGACAACAUUAAAGAUCAAAGAAACCCUAGAGCAGCUCUUCAGGAAAAGCACAGGGCAGCGGUGAAAGUGAAGCCUUUUCCAGAGGCUAACAACAAGCCUCAGGCUCCUGCCUCCACAGCAGGCAGCUUUCCAGCAGAGAGCAACAGGUUUCCAGAGGAAACGAAAGAGCAAGUUUCAAGAGCUGCAGAGGUGACACAGCCACCAUUAAAGAUAACCAUUACUGUGUGCAGUCAAAUGGGGAGUCUUGGUAUUAGCAUUGCUGGUGGAAAGGGCUCAUCUCCAUAUAAAGAAAAUGAUGAGGCAAUCUUAAUUGCACGGGUGGCCAAAGAAGGCCCAGCGGACUUGACUGGGGUACAAGGAGGAGACAAAGUGCUGGAGGGAUCCAUCCUUUUAGAACCAAACACACCUGACUCAGGUCCUGUUGAAGCAUCAGCUAAAAGCAGCCCAUUCCAGACAGUAAACCACAUCAUAACAAUACCUCGAAUCAUCCUAACACGCCCUUCCACUUCAGAUGAGGACACCGACCAAUUAACCCAAGAUCCAGAUGACUUUGAGCUUGAAGAGAUGGAUAGUGCAGAAAGCCAGGGCUAUUCAGAGUGUUUGAACAAUGCUUUUUACCCUCCCUAAUAAAGUACUUUGAUAGAAGAACUUCAUGGUAUUCUUUUUUCGC